Messenger RNA from Arabidopsis thaliana (thale cress), 2735 nucleotides. Its product is annotated as Ubiquitin-like superfamily protein. Lineage: Eukaryota; Viridiplantae; Streptophyta; Magnoliopsida; Brassicales; Brassicaceae. Gene Ontology annotation, biological process: mRNA splicing, via spliceosome. Bases 325 to 882 code for a protein of 185 amino acids. The transcript has 5 exons. The record is from RefSeq and is marked reviewed.
GGAAAACAAACUCUCCCGAUUCUCUCGCUCGCUCGCUCAGCUCCUCAACAGUCACCUGAAGGCUGAAGAAGAAGAGCAAAGAGAGCAGAAUCUUGUCGGUGAAAAUCCGGGAGAAUCGGCAAUGCGAGAAGAGCAUAGUCCGGUUAGGGACGGUCGUCGAAGUGGAGGACUGAGGUCGUUGAUAGAUCCACGCUUCUUGUCAUCGUUUGCUUUAAACGACGGUGGUUCGAUUUCUGGACGGAGAUCUUCCUACCUGAAACUUCCUCCUCAGGGUCGUAUCAAGCUUUCCGUCGUUAAGCUCAACGGCUCCCUUUUCGAAGUUAAAUGGUUUCCAACGAAUCAAUAGAUGUGGAAGUUGCAAAGGAUUGCUCAGUGGCAGAGCUCAAAAGAGCUGUGGAACAAGUAUUCACCAUUUCUCCUCUGGAAGGUCACGGCAUGAUUUCAUGGUCUCACGUCUGGGGUCAUUUUUGCUUGUGUUAUCGAGACCAGAGAUUAGUCAAUGACAAGACUAGCAUCCGUUAUCUCGGUCUCAAUGAUGGAGACCAAUUACAUUUCGUAAGGCAUUUGUCGAUAGACCACUCUCCUAUGAACAAAAGAUCCAAGAGCCCGAGUUGCAAGCGGUACCUCGAGUUGGAUGUGUCAUCCAUUGUCAACGAAAUCCAAAUACAAAACCAAAACCAGAACGGUGUGGAUGAUGUAGCUGAGAAGUGUUAUCCAGGAGCACAAGACGAGUUACCGGCAGCAGAAUCCAGACUAGUUAACUUAAUUAAAGGAUGGUUGCCAUAUGCUGGACGUUGGGGAGUUUCCAGAAAAGGACCCGAGUGUCGCAGUGGUCCCUCCAGAUUUUCUUUGAAGCAUUUCGGUGGCAGACCCAAGAUGUAAAUCCGUAAGUCACAACCUCUUCCUAUGUCCCCUUUUUAAUCUCUUCCAAUGAUUAUUGGUUUAUGAAUUUGUUGUCCAGGAUUGUAUCAAAAGAUCCAUAGUUUUACAAAUUUCAUAUCUAUCUUCAUGCAUUGUGAAAGCUGAAGGAAGGUACAUUUUUAUUCGCAUAAAUUCAGCCUAGAACACAGUAGUAAGAUCAUCUGAUUUGUGAUAAAACAAGAAUGGAUUGAGUAUUUGUGUUGAUUUUGAAUAAUUUUGAAGUAAUAUGGCAAGGUAAACCUUAUAUAGGCUGAAAAUGGUUAAACCCAUACCAACCUACUGAGCCCAAUAAUUGGCCUCACCAUUUUGCUGGUCAAACCUAUGUUCCACCCGAGAAUCUAAGAAUGACACGCCCCACCACUAGCAUAUGCUCAUCUUCUUGCCUCUGUUUUAUUAAAAAGUAAAAACUGUCUAUCGUUGUCAUAUUUGUCUGUGUGUAUAAAGUUAACUUGUUGACAAUCUGGAUUCAUAGGGUGCCAUAUGGUUCACAUCUAAUUUAAUGUUUUCAUUCGAUUGAAACCUUCCUAGUAGUUUCAAGUUUGUUUCACCAAUGAACCAGGAUCUCAUUGAAUUAAUGUUAGAUGUAAGCUGGUCACCACUUUCUCAGGUUGUUUUGAGCUUGAGAAUAUUGUUUCCUUGUACAUCUUGAGAAAGUGAAGAAUCCGCUCUGAGAGAUUUGUCUUUAGAUAAACAAUCGAAUUUUGGCUCUUAAUGAUCGGAUUAGUUCUUGGACGAGUGUAAGGGUUUUGUUCUUGUCUUCAUAAUAAACUUUUUGUUUUUUUGUUUUUUUGUUCUUUUGUAUUUGCUUUCUUGGCUGGUAAAGUGAAAAAAUGCAGAAACGGUGGAAGCAAGUGCAGAAGUAGACAGUGAGUGUCAAUCUAUAGCCAGGCUUGAAGACUUUCAUUCUCGUCUAUUCUGCAUUCUGUGAUCCACGAAGAGUAUACCACUCAAUAAAGUAAAGUAAUCCCCAAGGCACAGCCACUGAGGUUGUUACAGGUCAGGAUUCUACUUUCUAAAAAAAUUGGUAUGACUGAUGGAUCUCAGCAUGUGGGUCUAAUCUAAUAUUGGAUGUGUGAUAGUCUCAUUGUCCUGCAUGCACUGGACUUGUAAGUUACAAGUUGUAACACCAAAAGGUGAGAGGAUAGUGGAUACAGUGACUUACACUAUCUGCCAACAGUAAAAAACGCAAAUAAGUGGGAUCUUUGAUUGGCAUUUUGAUUAGAGUUGAUGUUACUGUUAGAGGAGAGCACAGAGUCACAUGGUCAAGUCCCUCUCUUUCAAUCCUUUUUAUGUCUUUAAAAAAAAAAAAAUUAUUGGAAGUAAAUGAAAGAGAGGCAGAGGAGAUCUUGGGUAGUGAUUGUCCUCCUAAGAUUUGGUGUCCUUCUCUGUCUCUUUUGAAAUUAACUGCACGAAAGAUAUUUGUGAGGUACGCAUUCCUUGUGUUUCGUUUUCAAACUUCAUCAUCUCUUCUUUCAACCAUUUUUCCUUUUCUUUACUUACCGUUUAGAAAUCUUGAAAUAAACUGACCAAUUAGAUAUUUCAGUAAAAAAAUCCUAACAUCUAAGGAUAUAGAUAGGUGCAACUCGGCCGCUUACGAAUGUAUUCGUUGUGUUCUUUUCUGUUUUGAAGUUGGAUUUGAAAGACCACUACAAUAAUCGAGUUUGAGUGUUGUUGUCGUUUUAUUGUGAAAUAUAAGGAGUGACGUGUCUAAUGAUCUAGAGUCAUAGUGUGUAUGUAGAUGAAAUCAUGAAAAGCAUAAGUUGGUUCAGAUCCGACUAGUGGACAGAAAAGGAUAAUAGUCUCAUCUGAUUGAU